Molecule: messenger RNA, 3838 nt
Organism: Caenorhabditis angaria
Lineage: Eukaryota; Metazoa; Nematoda; Chromadorea; Rhabditida; Rhabditidae
Source: the annotation of a GenBank genome assembly
AUGGAGGGGGUGAGUUUCUUGUUCAUUUUAUCGUCGGCCAUGUUUUUUGGAAGUUAUAUUGCUGGUUCAAUUCCGUUGAUGUUCAGCUUAUCAGAGGUGAGUAUUAUUCGGAAGAUUUUGGUUUAUUGGGAAACGGGAAAAAUUUAUCUUGCGAUGGAAAAAAAUAAGUAGAAAGAGAUUAUUUUUUAAUUUUUCUCUGGAAUUUAUAUUUAUAUUUAUAUAUUUAUUGAAUCACACCGAUAUACAUCCCAAACCUAAAGAAAGAACGGAAAAAAUAAGAGUGUACUCAGCAUCUCGUGGCGUACAAAAUGCGCACGAUAACUUACGCUUUCCUACACUCUUUCUACGCUUUUUGUACACUUGCCACUUUUCGCGAGUGUAGCUACAUUGUACGACCGCGUUGCAAGCCUGUGUGCGCUGCGGCUGUUAUUUUAUUUUUGUUUUUCUUUUCUUUUUGGCCUAAAUUUCUUUUCAAAACGUCUAAAUGAGGUAUCAUGUUAGUCUAACUAGAUCUACAUGGGUUUUAGAAGUUGAGUAUGGUUUUUGAAGUGAUCACAGAACUUUUUCGUCAAAAGAAGUAUCGUUUUUUUCAAGAUAAAUCUUGAAAUAAUUUUGAAAAUUUCGAAAAUUCAUCCAAGCUGCGAAUCAGAGUUUACCUAUGACAUUCUUUUUUCUUAUUCUCGUUCUUAUUCUUUUUACACCUGAAUUUGAUCGUAAUUUGUUGAAUUUCAGAUCAUCAUUCCGACAACUCCUAGAAUUUGCAUCAUGGCGGCCGCAAAAAGGACGAGAAGCUUCACUGGAGUUCAUCGAGGAGAUGGUUCCAAAGGUGAGUAUAACUUGAGUACUAGGAAGACUAGGAAAUCGAAACCCUACCGGCUAAUCGCCUGUCGAAACUUAGGUGAUCUGAAGUUAGCAGAUCAUUUCAUGGAGACGCAUCUUAUAAUUAUGAUUAUACGUAGUAGUUAUGGGACUUGGGAUGUCUAUGAAUAUCUAGAAAAUUGAAAAUCAUCCUAUUUUUCAGGUUGACACUUGAUGCUCCACCUACACCUACGUCGAAUGCUAACAUCGGGACAGUUUCAACGGAAGAAUAUCAGUCAAGUCCGCUGAAAAUCAAUGCCAAUACGCAUAUGCUCCGCUACCCGACUUCUAGCCCUCAACCCCGACUUCAACCACUCAACAUACCCUCAACAUCCAAGACAUUCUCAAAAAUGGUCGAAAAAAUUAAAUUUCUAAUUUGUUUAUUAUGAUUUCAUGAUUUUUGUUAUUUCAUUGAUUUCAUGUGCUGAAAGUAUAUUGAUUAAUAAAUGAUUUGUUAUAUUUUCUCGUUUCAACCUCAUCUAAUUCGCAGCGCAAAAAGGGAAAAAAUCAAUUCGAAAUUCUGUGUACGCUUUUCGUUCAAAAAAGGAAAAGUGUACGAUCUUUGUAGACGUUUUUGUAGGAUGUGCGUACAAUGUUUGUAGCGUGCGUCAUACAACAAUGUAGCUACACUUUUUGUUCGCAAAAGUGUACGCCAGGAGAUGCUGAGAUAUGUCAACACCGACUGCCCGCAAACAACAAAUUAUACGCGCAACCUUGACGCGAAAUACGCGCUGUGUGUUUUCGCGAAGAAAUUUCCGGGGGAAUUUUUAAAAAUUGGGAACCCCCCCCCCAGAUUCCAGAAGUGGACACGUUUAAAGUAUAACAUAUGGGAACCCUGAGAACCUCUCCAAUGUCGCUUUUCCCUUGGAGAAUACUAGUUGUGAAGAUAAAAGAAUUUAAAAAAAGAGAUAGUAGAGAAAUGAUAAUCGAGAUGACUGCAAUAAAACAAAAAGGCCCGCAGGUCCUAUAAAAAAGACAAGUUGGGCCAUUUGAAAGGAUGUGACUAUGUGAAUACGUGAAGUGGAUGUAACAUGAUAGUGAAUAAGAUGAAUUUGAUUAGUUGUUUCAAUAGUUAACCCUCACAAUCUGAUAAAAUAGGAUUUCACCUUUAUCUGAUUUAUAUUCGGAAAAAAGGACGUUUUCUCCAUGGAAAAGUCCGGUUUUUCUGGGCAGAAAAAGGUUUCGAAUCGGGCUGGUUCUUUGGUUAGGCCGGUAAUGGAUCGAACUGGGCUUCGAAUUAUUUUUCACGGCCGUUUUAAGAUAAUUCAAAUAUUAGUUGGACAAAAAUUCCACAGUGAUUUAAUAUUUUUAAAAUUCCACAGCAAUUUUAUAUUUCAAAAAACCAUCAGACCUCAUGUUCUUCUUCUGAAUUCCAAUUUUCAGUCAAAAAUCCGACUAAUCAGUAUAUUUGGAGCUGGUCUUCUUGUCGGCACCGCCCUUUCUGUAAUUGUUCCCGAAGGCGUUGAAGCAUUAUAUUCUGCACAAUCCGAAGCCGCCUCUCAUCACAUUCACAAUCACAAUCAUCAUGAACACGAUCAUCGAGAAGUUGUUCCAGCAGCUAUUCAAAAUCCAGCAGAAGCUAAAAAUAUUCUGGAAAGUGAAAAUAAGGUAGAAGGGGAGAAUGCACCUCCGCCUAGAAUUAUUCCGAAAGAUGCGGUUUUGAAUGAGGGGUAGGUUCAACUUGGGAAAUAUUAUUGAUUUUAUUUGAAUAUGUUUUCAGAAUACAACGAGUUGUUCGAUCGUCAGGAAAUGAUUCCGUGGAAACUAAAAAAUUCAAACGAGGUGAGAAACCAUUGUAACUUUGAAAAAAAAACAUAAAAUGUUUGUAGAAAUCGAGACGCAUUCUGUGAAUGAAAAUGAAGCAGAUUCGGAACACGGUCAUUCACAUUCACAUGGAAAUGUGCACGGUCAAAUUGGUUAUUCGCUGGUUUUGGGAUUUGUUUUGAUGUUAUUAGUUGAUCAAAUUGGAAGUGCAGCCGUGGCGAGAAGUUUGUUUUUGAAAAUUUUCAUGAAAAAUCGAUGAGAUUCUCCAGUGGGAAAACCUAAAUUGAAAAUUAAUUGGGGUUUUUUUUUCAAAUCGAAAUCGGAGGCUGACCAAUGUUCAUUUUCAUAAACAUCCAUUUUGGUUCACAAGCUUCAAUUUUUAUUCUGAUUUUUCCGACAUAAUUCUACUAAAAAACUAUCUCGCAAUUAAUUUCCCAAAAAGUCCACGUCACAGUUGCUUAGAAUUCCUAAAUGUUUUGCAGAUGAUCGAAGUGGUCGAAGUAGAAUCGGUCUUUCGGCAACAAUUGGUCUCGUUGUUCACGCAGCUGCUGAUGGAGUCGCACUUGGAAGCGCUUCAGUAAUUAAUAAAUCCGAUGUUCAACUCAUUGUUUUUGUCGCAAUUAUGUUACACAAAGCUCCCGCUGCAUUUGGUCUUGUCUCAUUUUUAUUGAUGGAAGGAAUCGAUCGACGAACAAUUCGAAAACAUUUGAUUGUUUUCUCAGCUGCUGCUCCAAUUGCUGCAUUAAUCACUUUUUUGAUUAUUAUGCAUGUAAGUUUGAUAAAUAUCCAAGGGAAUAUUUUGGGAACUCACUGAAGAAACUUAUUCAAAAAUGAAAUUGUGAAUAAUUUAGGAUUCCAAAAUUUGGUUUGAAAGUUUCAAAAUCGAAAAAUUAAUUUUUAGAUGGGUGAAAGUGUACGAUCUGAAUCAUCAACCGGUGUUUUGAUGCUUUUCUCCGCUGGCACAUUUUUAUACGUGGCAACUGUUCACGUGUUACCCGAACUUGCAAAUAAUAAACAAUCGGAUUAUUCUCUGGUAGUUGAUGCAACUGCACCGUCUUCUAUAGGACAUUCACAUUCAGGUAUUUUUUUUCUAUUUUUUAGUUCUUCCAAAUUUUUGUUUAUUUGAGGUGGUGCAAGUUUUUCCGCUAAAGAAUUGGUUCUAAUAAUUAGCGGUGCAAUUGUUCCUGCAAUUCUUGCUUCGGGUCAUUCACAUUAG